Anas platyrhynchos (mallard) is the source of this 1675-nucleotide messenger RNA. RefSeq names its product annexin A2 (gene ANXA2). NCBI's taxonomy places the organism in Eukaryota, Metazoa, Chordata, Aves, Anseriformes, Anatidae. Gene Ontology annotation, cellular component: nucleus; vesicle membrane; cytoplasm. Gene Ontology annotation, molecular function: phosphatidylserine binding; calcium-dependent phospholipid binding; phospholipase inhibitor activity. The record is from RefSeq and is a predicted model, not a curated record. Gene Ontology annotation, biological process: positive regulation of receptor-mediated endocytosis involved in cholesterol transport.
GACCGGCCCGGCCCUGCCCUGCCGUCGCCCACCCCGUCCCUCGCCCCUUCCCCGGGGCGGGCGGCGGGCGCGGCCGGGUGAGUCAGCGCCGCGCCGGGGGGGCUCGGGGCGGGGAGGGCCCGCCCGGCCCUACAAAACCCCGCCCGGGCCGCCGCCGGCCCCAGCCGCCGCCAGAGCCGCCGCCAGAGCCGCCCUGCCCGCCCCGGCCAGCAUUCUUUCACGAUGUCUACUGUCCAUGAAAUUUUAAGCAAGCUCAGCCUUGAAGGAGAUCAUUCUCUCCCUCCAAGUGCAUAUGCCACAGUUAAAGCAUACUCAAACUUUGAUGCUGACCGGGAUGCUGCAGCCCUGGAAGCAGCCAUCAAGACCAAAGGUGUGGAUGAGGUCACCAUCAUCAACAUCCUGACAAACCGCAGCAAUGAACAGAGGCAGGAUAUUGCUUUUGCCUAUCAGAGGAGAACAAAAAAGGUUUGCCAGACCCCAAAUGGUAGUCCUACAAGCCAGAAUGCUCAUCCAAAACCACAUGAACUUUCAGCAGCACUCAAGUCUGCUUUGUCAGGUCAUUUAGAGGCAGUGAUCUUGGGCUUGCUGAAGACACCAUCACAGUAUGAUGCAUCUGAACUGAAAGCUGCCAUGAAGGGCCUGGGAACUGAUGAAGACACUCUCAUUGAAAUCAUCUGCUCACGGACAAAUCAGGAGCUUAGUGAAAUUAAUAGAGUCUACAGAGAAAUGUACAAGACAGAACUGGAAAAGGAUAUUAUAUCAGACACAUCUGGUGACUUCCGCAAGCUGAUGGUUGCCCUGGCCAAGGGCAAAAGAUGUGAAGAUACUUCUGUGAUCGACUAUGAACUGAUUGACCAAGAUGCUAGGGAACUCUAUGAUGCUGGUGUGAAGCGGAAGGGAACUGAUGUGCCCAAAUGGAUCAACAUUAUGACUGAAAGGAGUGUUCCACACCUGCAAAAAGUGUUUGAGCGGUACAAGAGCUACAGUCCAUAUGAUAUGUUGGAGAGCAUCAAGAAGGAGGUUAAGGGAGAUCUGGAGAAUGCCUUCCUUAAUCUUGUCCAAUGCAUUCAGAACAAGCAGCUGUAUUUUGCGGACAGACUGUAUGAUUCCAUGAAGGGCAAGGGAACCCGUGACAAGGUCCUGAUCAGGAUUAUGGUCUCACGCUGUGAGGUUGACAUGCUGAAAAUUAAGAGUGAAUUCAAGAGGAAAUAUGGAAAAUCCCUCUAUUAUUUCAUCCAGCAAGACACAAAAGGUGAUUACCAGAGGGCACUGCUGAACCUGUGUGGUGGAGAGGACUGAAAACUGUGAUGGAAGAAAACCAGAUCAAGAGACAUGCUUUUUCUGCUCUUCCUAUUACUGUAACCCUAGGAAAAAUGACUUGCCUGGCUAACCUUGACUUGCCUUUCUAUCUGCAAGACCACUGUUAUAGCAUGCUUUCCAAGUGCUGUUUGCACUUCUCUCAGCAGCAGUGCUCUGCUUGGUUCCGCCAAAGUCCUUAACAGCAUAAAGCCACAGAAACUAACGUUACAGAGAUAAGAGGUGAAAGUGCUUCUGAAAGACCGCCUCUUUGUGCCAUGUUUCUAAUAAAACUUAAAUAAAACGGAAGUUUUACUUUAAGAUGUAUCUCUUUUGGACCUUUAAUUUGAAAAUUGUAUGAACAAUUGAUACAUAUUUA